Molecule: messenger RNA, 4416 nt
Organism: Rasamsonia emersonii CBS 393.64
Lineage: Eukaryota; Fungi; Ascomycota; Eurotiomycetes; Eurotiales; Trichocomaceae
Product: ATP-binding cassette multidrug transporter
Exons: 2
Coding region: 1-4416 (1471 amino acids)
Biological process (GO): transmembrane transport
Cellular component (GO): membrane
Molecular function (GO): ATP binding; ABC-type transporter activity; ATP hydrolysis activity
Source: RefSeq, a predicted model, not a curated record
AUGGACGCCGAGAAAUCCCAUCCUGGAAGCGUUGGGAGCUUGCAGAUAGAUAGUCAGCAGACUUCCGUUACGCAACUUGACGAUGGAAUCAACGAGUCUCCCCAGCAAUUUGCAGAGCUCGUCCACGCACUUUCAAGACGCAGCACGAGAGCGUCCGACAGUGACGAUCCGUUCGACACCGACUACCCCGCUUGGACGCUCGAGAAAACCCUCAGAGCCGUCCUGAAGCGUUCGAGCGAUGAAGAUGUGGCUCCCAUUUCUCCCAGCACGUCAGUCAGAUGGCGAAACGUUGAAGUCCAUGGAGAGGGCGCCGUCACAACGUCCCAGUCAGAUGUAUUGUCGGUCUUCCUGGAUCUCUUUCGAGCCGUCAGUGGCAUUCUCGGAAAGGGCCCGCAGCGGGAGAUCCUUCACGGAAUCAAUGGCCUGGUCAAAGAAGGGGAGAUGCUGCUGGUGCUGGGCCGUCCGGGGAGUGGGUGCUCGACGCUGCUGAAAACUCUCGCCGGCCUGACCGAAGGCUACUCCCACUGGGCUGGCGACAUCACGUACAGCGGCGUCCCAAUCGACAUCGUGAAAGAGCGUUUCCGCGGGAAAGUCGUGUACAAUGCCGAGGUUGAGAACCAUUUCCCAUACCUGACCGUUGCCCAGACGCUGGAGUUCGCCCUCAAGACCAAGACCCCGAAGCAGAGGAUCGGCCACCUCUCCCGCGACGAGUACAUCGAGAAGAUGAGAAACAUCCUGGGUGCUACCUUUGGUUUGAGGCAUACCUUCAACACCAGGGUUGGAAACGACUUUGUCCGUGGGGUGUCCGGUGGAGAGAGGAAAAGAGUCUCGAUUGCAGAAAUGCUGGCCACUCGUGCUUCGGUGACAUAUUGGGAUAACCCGACGCGAGGCUUGGACUCAUCCACCUCGCUCGAAUUUGCCCGUGCCCUGCGCGUGGCAACCAACCUGACCGGCCAUGUCGCAGUGACCGCGCUGUACCAGCCAGGAGACUCACUCGUCGAGAUCUACGACAAAGUCACGAUCCUUUACGCCGGUCACCAGAUCUGGUUCGGCGAUCUCAGUGACGCAAAGCGCUUCUUCCAAGACAUGGGCUUUCUCUGCGGUCCCCGCGAGACGACGGCCGAGUUUCUCACCUCCAUCACCGACCCUGUUGCUCGGCAAGUGAGAUCCGGCUUCGAAGAGCGUGUUCCUCGGACUCCGGAGGAAUUUGUCUCGCGUUGGAAGGAGAGCGUCUACUACCAGAGGCUGAUGGCGGAGAUCGAGGAGCACGAAAAGCAGUACCCGCGAGGCUGCUCCGAUGCGCUGCAGAAUUUCAAGUCCGCACAGGCUGCAGAGAAGACCUCGUGGACCAGGAGCCGUUCCCCGUACAUGCUCAAUCUGGGAAGGCAGUUCAUGGCGACCUAUAUCCGCGCCUAUCAACGCAUCCUUGGCGACAAGGCAUACACACUCUCUAUCGUCGUCACCAUGGCCGUCGUCGCCCUGGUCAUCGGGUCCAUGUUCUACGACAUCCCCGAGGACACCAGCGGGUUUUUCUCCAAAGGCGGCGCAAUCUUCUUUUCUGUACUCUUCAACAUCCUCGUCAACUUUGCCGAAAUCAGCGCACAGUUCUCACAGCGACCGAUCGUGGAGAAACACAAAUCCUAUGCCAUGUACCAUCCGUUCAUCGACGCGCUUGCCUCCAUGGUGGUGCAGUAUCCGAUCAAGCUGCUCAACGUGGGAGUCUUCAGCGUCAUCAUCUACUUCCUAGCCAAUUUCAAGCGCGAGCCCGGUCCGUUCUUUCUCUUUGUGCUCUUUACCUUCCUGGUAUCUGUAAUGAUGAGCGCCCUGUUUCGGACGAUCGCUGCUCUCGCGAACCGGGCGGAAACGGCCCUGGCCACCGCGGGCGUUCUGCUGCUGCUCUUGGGCAUCUAUGCCGGCUAUAUCAUUCCCCGGCCAUCCAUGCAUCCGUGGUUCAAAUGGAUCAGCUACCUCAACCCAAUAUAUUACGCGAUCGAGGCCCUGAUGGUUGUCGAGUUCCACGGGAGAAACGCGUUAUGCAACACGCUGGUGCCAUCUGGACCAGGCUAUGAACACACGAGCGUGUUGAACCAGGUCUGCGCCGUCACCGGGGCCCGUCCUGGACAGCUGUACGUGUCGGGAGACGACUACGUGGAGCUUUCAUUCUCCUAUUCUUAUUCCCACCUUUGGAGGAAUCUGGGGAUAUGCAUCGCGUUUUUCGUGUUUUUUGUGGCCACAUAUGCGGCUGCUACAGAAUUCAAAAACCCACCGGCCUCGAAGGGUGACUCGCUGGUCUUUCAUCAUCCCAGGCUGCCCUCCGCAAAGCGUGUUCCUAAAGAGGAUGACGUGGAGGACCGGGCCAAUGAAUUUGUGGCAGUCGGUCAACAACAGGAAGCUCUGAUGGAUGCUGUCGCCCGGGGCGAAAAGGUCUUUACGUGGAAGCACGUCAACUACGAUAUCGAGCUCAAAGGAGAGACACGCCGUUUGCUGUCCGACGUUCAAGGGUAUGUGAAGCCCGGGACCCUGACGGCCUUGAUGGGAGAAUCCGGCGCCGGGAAGACGACCUUGCUUAACGUCCUCGCACAGCGGAUCUCGGUGGGGGUAAUCACUGGCAACAUGCUGGUCAAUGGAUCUCCACUGGGCCGCUCAUUCCAGCAGGAAACAGGUUAUGUUCAACAGCAGGACAUCCACCUCGCCGAAUCUACCGUUCGGGAAGCCCUUCGAUUCUCCGCUCUGCUACGCCAGCCAAAGGAAGUUCCCGUGCAGGAGAAAUAUGACUAUGUAGAAAAGAUCAUUGCCGCUUUGGGCAUGCAGGAGUACGCAGAUGCUGUCAUCGGCGUGCCUGGCCAGGGACUGAACGUGGAGCAGCGCAAGAGGACAACAAUUGGGCUGGAGCUCGUUGCUAAACCAACUCUCCUACUGUUCUUGGAUGAGCCGACAUCCGGACUUGACUCCCAGUCCGCUUGGUCCAUUGUGAAGUUCUUGCGAGACAUGGCCAAUGCCGGCCAGGCCAUUCUCUGUACCAUCCACCAGCCCUCUUCCAUGCUGUUUGAGCAGUUCGACCGUCUGCUGCUGCUUGCCAAAGGUGGAAAGACCGUCUAUUUUGGCGACAUUGGCCCCAACGCCAGCACGGUGAUCCAAUACUUUGAGAGGAACGGAGCCCCAUCUUGUCCCGAGAAUGCCAAUCCCGCCGAGUACAUCCUGGACACAAUCGGAGCCGGAGCGACAGCCCACGAGGAACGGGACUGGGCUGAAGUCUGGAAGUCGAGCCCGGAAUUCCAGCACGUCUCGGUGGAAAUCGAGAAACUGAACUCGACGCACCAGGAGGGCAGCCCGGCUGGGGAAAACACUGACACUGCCGACACAUCGAGUGGAUAUGCCAUGCCCUGGUUGCAUCAGUACCUGGCGGUGCAGCGGCGUCUAUUCCAGCAGUACUGGCGCAGUCCAGUCUAUAUCUGGAGCAAGGUGUUCAUCAACCUGGCAGGCGGGUUGUUCCUCGGAUUUACCUUCUACAAGGAACCCAACUCGGUCGCGGGCCUCCAGAACAAGACCUUCUCUGUGUUCAUGCUCCUCCUGCUCUCGCUCGUGAUCAUCGUGCAGCUGCAGCCGCGGCUGAUCCAGUACCGGGAGCUGUACGAAGUGCGCGAGCGGCAUUCCAAGAUGUACCACUGGACCGUGUUCGUGGUCGGCAGCAUCGUGGCGGAGAUCCCGUUCAACAUCAUCAUUGCCUCGGUCUGCUUCAUCUGUUGGUAUUUCCCUAUCGGCUGGUGGCGCGACAUCUCCGACGGCCGGGGCGCCUCGAUGUGGUUUGUCUUCAUGCUCUACCAGCUGUACCACACGAGCUUCUCGCAGAGCCUGGCCAUCGUGGCCCCAGAUGCCGAGACGGCGGCCAUGCUGACGAUCCUCUUCUACACGUUCAUCCUCGCCUUCACCGGCGUCGUCCAGCCGCUCUCGCAGCUCGUCGGAUUCUGGCACUUUGCCUACUACGUGUCGCCGUUUACGUACCUCGUUUCCUCGCUGAUGUCCACCGCAACGCAUGGGGUUCCUGUCCGAUGCGCGGAGCCGGAAAUCAACAUCUUCAACCCGCCUGCGGGGAUGACCUGCGGAGAAUAUGCGGGGGUCUUUGCACGCGAAGCCCUCGCGUCGAUUUACAACCCGGACGCCACUGCAAAUUGCCAGUUCUGUCGGUACGCGGUGUCGGACGCGUAUCUGGCGGGCGUGAACAUGUUCUACGAGGACCGCUGGCGCGAUUUCGGCUAUCUAUGUGCGUUCACCGUCUUCAACACCGUCCUCUUCUUCGCGGUUUACUGGCUGCGUUCUCGGGGGGUCGGUUCACGGAUUUGGGUUAAUGUGUCGAGAGUUCUGCCUGUUGAGAAGGUGAAGCAGGUGCUUCACCGCAAGCCUGAUUGGAAGGUUUAG